Molecule: messenger RNA, 402 nt
Organism: Strongylus vulgaris
Lineage: Eukaryota; Metazoa; Nematoda; Chromadorea; Rhabditida; Strongylidae
Source: the annotation of a GenBank genome assembly
UUGAGGUUCGAUGAAUGGGAUGAGGGGAAGAAAAAGAAGACUUUCGAACCUCAUUUAUUCCAAGUAUCGGACGAAAGUGGCAAAUUGGUUGUUGAAGAAAUUGCUAACUUUACGCAGGAAAGUCUUGACGGUGACGACGUUAUGAUUCUCGACGCCCUCAACCAAAUUUACGUUUGGGUAGGAGCUGGAGCUAAUCCUAAGGAGAAAGAAGGAGCGCAGAAUACGGCUAAAAAAUACCUCAAACAAGGUGCUCUUCCACGUCACAAAAAUACAACAAUCGAAACAAUUUUUCAAGGAAAAGAGACUCCAACUUUCAAAAAGUUCUUUCCAAAAUGGGAUGACAAACUAUUCGAAACCGAUGCUCGAUCCGUUGAGAAAAUGAGAAAGCUUCUUUUCCAUUGA